AUAAGUCCUCUUUCCUCCUGUUCAAAGUCUGGAUCACAACCUUGCAGGUGUGUUGUCUUUGGACCUGGUGCUUGUGAUGAAUGUGAAGGGGCCAGUUAGGAUAGGAUCAGUGGACAGGCUUAGAUGUUUGGAUGUCUUGUUUACAAAAGAAUGAAACCCCAUUUGAACCGGAAUGACUUGACCACAUUCAACAGCAGUGACCUGGUUAACUGGAUAAUUUGCUGAUGGAACCACCUUCAUAUGAGGAAGUCAACAGCCAUUGUUCCAUUCAGACUCCAGGACAAAAUAACCACUCCUCUCCUCCAGUCUAUACCUCCACCCAGACUCCAUCUACACCUCCUCCAACAUAUGGAGAGGCCGUUUACCCAUGUGCUUUUCCUGUUUUGACUCCACCCUCUGGGCAAACUGCUGUGGCUACAUCAUCUGAAAACUCCAGAGUCACAGUCCACCCACUUAUACAAGUUGGUGAACGAGCCUCCAGAGGCAGCAGAGCUCCGACAGUCGCGGUUGUGUCCCAGCCGCAGCCAGUUCCCAUCAUACUGAACAGUCUGAGAGACUCUCCUGGAUUUGUUCGCUGUCCUCACUGCCUCGAGCUUGUUACCAGUAAUGUUACGUAUGUCGCUGGGAGGACUGCUGUGUGCUCAUGUGUCAUUAUGGCAUUAAUGGGGUUAUUCUGCGGUUUCUGUCUGAUUCCACUGUGCAUGAGACGACUGCAAGAUGCACAUCACUCCUGUCCACAAUGUGGCGAGAAACUGUACGUUUAUGAAAGAUGACAUGACCCCAAACCAUGAAGCUCCUGCUUUUCGCCAUCUGUUCAGGAUCUCGUUAAAUAUGUUGCAAAUUUUGCUAAUUAAUUUGUCAUACGACUGCAUCAUAUGCUGCCUACACUGCACUUUUAACUCAAAAUAAAGGUAGCUUCUCUUUGACAAGAAGGGAAAAGUCACAUUUAAGAUUCAUCACAGCAGGAAAGAAAAAUCACACCUUAAUAGUUGCUUGCAGUUAGGCCCCAACAUCCAGAUGACUCUGCACAGAUAAGCAUGUGAAAGCAACGACUGGAAGGAUGUAUGCUUGCCAUACAUCUCAAACAGCUGAUACAGGUUGAUGUGUUAAGCAUUUUAAGGUAUUUUUCAUAAGCAUUCCUAGAUUAUUUAUUGUUGAAAUGCAUAUGGUAGUAGGUGAACACUAAGUGUAUUUUUGAUAUUUUCUAUAAAUAUUUGAAGUUGUUAAAAGCCUCAAAUGAGAAAAGAAGCAGAAACAGUUUUAACAUGUUUGUAACACCUCAGACUGUAAGGAAUAUUAUCUUUUGUCACUUAUUUUAAUUUUACUUUUGUUAUCAAAACUUUAGUUCAGAUUUUUUUAAAUUGAGGUCCUUUGGGGAGGUUUAUGAUGAUGAUGUUGAGUGUACUACGGAGCAAAAAGCUGACAUCUUUCUUUCUCCCUACAUCCAAUGGAUGAUUCAGGUUGAUGCAAUCGAUAGUAGCCACACAGGCAAACCCCCUUUCAGGAAACAAACACACCCAGUAUUGGCUGAGAGGCCAGGCGACUGUACCAAAAGGCAGUUUCAUGUAUGAAGGAGGGUGUGAGCAGCACAUAUAUGAGAGUGACUGACAACUUUAAGACCAUCCUCCUGCCUCUGAUUUGUUUUCUCCUACCAGGAGUGGCGCUUUUCUGCAGAUAGCAGUAAGAUCACAAGGAUGAGGUAGAUUAUUUAUUUAUUUUUCACAGAUUAUCUGCCCCAGGACAUUAUGACAGUUUUAACAGAUAUGUUAAAAUAUAUGCAGCCCCUGGUUAAAAACCAUGUUCUUAAGACCCUUUAAUAUUUGCAAAAUAUUUACAAGGUUGGUUUUAUGUAUAUCAAAAAUGUAAGUUUGUUUUCUUUCCUGAAUAAAUACAUUAAAGAAGUAAAUGCAUCAAAGUGUUUUGUAGAACAGUUGCUGCUAUUUCAUUGUUUAAAUUAUUGGUAUUUCCACUCUUUAAAACAGUAUUAUGCUGGUUUAGGUGUGGUUGAAAUUAGUGAAUGAAAAGGGCCGUGUGAGACGGAGAGGAAGACGCACACCGUCAGAUCUGUGCACCGGGAGACUCCACUUGAUUGAAUGUUUAAAACAAGUUUAAAAUCAUCUAAGAAAAGACAUAAAACAGCGAUCAGUGCCGCAGGUCGUGCAUUUGGAAAGUGGAUUGCCCGGUGCAAGAGGAACCACCGAAGGGAAAGAAAAGACGCUCCUGGUGAGAGCUGGACUUUACUUUUGGUGGUACCACUCUUUUUCAUUUGUUUUUGGGGGGGUUGAGGUUUUGGACAUUUCAUUUUGGAUUGGGACUUUGGAUUGAAACGGAGAACUGCUUCCAGGACUCUGUUUGUUUUUUGAGGAUACGGGACUCUUUUGUGGACUUUAUUCUCAUAAAAAAAGAACAAUUUGGACAUUCAGUUAUUUUUUUGCUAACUUAAACUGAGUGAUUUAGGGUUAGGGUUCCCUAUAGUUAUCAAUACACACAUUAG
Poeciliopsis prolifica (blackstripe livebearer) is the source of this 2494-nucleotide messenger RNA. Its product is annotated as lipopolysaccharide-induced tumor necrosis factor-alpha factor homolog. NCBI's taxonomy places the organism in Eukaryota, Metazoa, Chordata, Actinopteri, Cyprinodontiformes, Poeciliidae. The record is from RefSeq and is a predicted model, not a curated record. The transcript is spliced from 5 exons. Gene Ontology annotation, molecular function: zinc ion binding. Bases 225 to 773 code for a protein of 182 amino acids.